This is a messenger RNA of Limanda limanda (common dab), 2871 nucleotides long. It is a transcript of the gene cpne4b, whose product is annotated as copine IVb. The transcript is spliced from 17 exons. Gene Ontology annotation, molecular function: calcium-dependent phospholipid binding. Gene Ontology annotation, cellular component: plasma membrane. The record is from RefSeq and is a predicted model, not a curated record. Gene Ontology annotation, biological process: cellular response to calcium ion. The coding region runs from base 319 to 2034 and encodes 571 amino acids. NCBI's taxonomy places the organism in Eukaryota, Metazoa, Chordata, Actinopteri, Pleuronectiformes, Pleuronectidae.
CUCCUCCUCCUCCCCGCCUUUCACCCGGAGUCAACCCAGGAGCACGGAGCGUAUCCUCCGCGCUCGGACCCCGCGGGAAUUAGAAAAAGCAUCCCCCCGCGCGCCCUGACAGCCGCACAACCCCGGCCGAGCUCUGCGGUGUGAGAGAGGGAGGGAGAGAGAGACUACACGAGGCCACACAGAGAGAGUGAGGAGAGGGAGAUGGGUACGGGGGGCGCGCAGUUGCCCGUGAUUGUCCAGUGAACGGCGGUGAAGUUACUCGGCUCCGCUCGGAUCCUUUCCCCUCCAGGUCGUUGAGUGUGUGAUUGUGUGUUCAGCAUGAGUAACAUCUAUGAGUCUGCAGAGGCCACGCUGGGCUUCAUCAGCUCUCCGUGCCUGGCUAAAGUGGAGCUCCGAGUCGCCUGCCGGGGGAUCUCGGACCGCGAUGCCCUCUCCAAGCCCGACCCCUGCGUGGUGCUGAAGAUGCAGUCGCACGGGCAGUGGUUUGAGGUGGACCGUACAGAGGUGAUCCGCAGCAGCAGCGGCCCCGUCUUCUCCAAGAUCUUUCUGGUGGAUUACUACUUCGAGGAGGUGCAGAGGCUUCGCUUUGAACUCCACGACAUCAGCUCCGGCAACAACGGCCUCCGUGAUGCUGACUUCCUGGGAUCCAUGGAGUGCACCUUAGGACAGAUCGUCUCACAGAGGAAACUGACCAAAGCUCUACUGAAACAGGGAAACACUUCGGGAAAGUCGUCUAUAACAGUGACAGCGGAGGAGUUGUCUGGAAACGAUGAUUACGUGGAACUCUCCUUCAGCGCUCGUAAGCUCGACGACAAGGAUUUCUUCAGCAAGUCGGACCCCUUCCUGGAGAUUUUCAGGGUGAAUGACGAUGGCACUGAGUCGCUCGUGCACAGAACUGAGACAGUCAUGAACAACCUGAGCCCGGUUUGGAAAUCCUUCAAAGUUUCCUUGAACACGCUCUGCAGCGGCGACCACGACAGGGAGCUAAAGUGCACAGUUUGGGACUGGGACUCUAAUGGGAAACAUGACUUUAUCGGGGAGUAUCAGACCACGUUUAAGGAGAUGAGGGCGGAGCAGGAGGGAAAGCAGCUUCAAUGGGAGUGCAUCAACCCCAAAUACCAGAUGAAGAAGAAGAAUUACAGAAACUCUGGUGUUGUCAUGCUCAACCACUGUAAGAUCAUCAAAAUGUAUUCCUUCCUGGAAUACAUCAUGGGCGGCUGUCAAAUUCAGUUCACAGUGGCAAUAGACUUCACAGCAUCCAAUGGGGAUCCCAGAAACAGCUGCUCCCUUCACUACAUCCACCCCUACCAGCCCAACGAGUACCUCAAAGCUCUGGUGGCUGUGGGGGAGAUCUGCCAAGACUAUGACAGUGAUAAGAUGUUCCCAGCGUUCGGCUUCGGAGCUCUGAUACCACCUGACUUCAAGGUUUCACACGAUUUCGCCGUGAACUUCGAUGAGGACAAUCCUGAAUGUGCUGGGAUCCAAGGCGUCGUGGAGGCCUACCAGAAUUGCCUUCCCAAGAUCCAGCUGUACGGGCCCACCAACAUCGCCCCAAUCAUCCAGAAAGUGGCCUCGUCCGCCUCCGAGGAGAUGCACACCAAAGAGGCCAUGGUCAAAGAGAGUGGGACGAAGGAAAGAGGAAAAGACAAAAAAAGCACAUCAGAGGAAUACUUCAUCCUGCUGAUCCUGACCGACGGCGUCAUCACCGACAUGGCGGACACGCGGGAGGCCAUCGUGCACGCCUCCCACCUGCCCAUGUCCGUCAUCAUCGUCGGCGUCGGCAACGCGGACUUCACGGACAUGCAGAUACUGGACGGGGACGACGGCAUCCUGCGCUCACCCAAGGGCGAGCCAGUGCUCCGCGACAUCGUCCAGUUCGUCCCGUUCAAGGACUUCAAACACGCCUCCCCAGCUGCCCUGGCUAAGAGCGUUUUGGCAGAAGUCCCCAACCAGGUGGUGGAUUACUACAACGCGAAAGGCAUCACACCCAAGUGUAUGUCAGACUAUGAGUCCACAAGAACGUUCAGCCCCUGACAAUGGACUGCAUGCAUACAUACACCUAACUACACAUAUACAGUAUACUGUAUAUCAUAUAUACAUAGAAAUAUACAUUUAUUUACUGUAUAGUAUAUAUACACAUGCAAAAGCACAAGUACACAUACACACAUGAACAAGCUCACACAGGCGUACUACAUACUACAUACAGUAGUCUAGCUCAGAGAAUUAGAUUGUUCUGGUGAAAUAAUUUGAACUCCUCCAUUGAUGACUGUUGCAUGUGUGGCCAUGGCAUCACCUGGGAAAUAAUUACUCUCUACUGUAUAUCUGAACGAUCUUUAUAGAAAUAAGAGCAGUCUUCUGAGCCAGCAUGCAGACUCAACCCGUAGCCCGCCCAAAGAAAUGACACUCUUACCUUAUUCCGAUAACUAGCAAGUACAUAUAGACCAAAAGAUCUGUGAGUAGAUGAACCAAAGUGUGUGACUGCAUAGCCCUAAAAGCUUAGAAUUAGCAUUGCAAAUCUUAUUAUGGGAAUGGUAGCGUCGCUGUUAGUGUACUGCAUAAAUGCAUGCAUAAUUUAGCUCCUUCUAAUAUCCUGUCUGCAGUAUCCUCUUGCUAGUUAUGAAAUAAAGUAUCUCUGUCAUUCCAGUGACAUUCAAACUCGACUUGGGUGUUUCGGGUUCUUUUCUACAGAUCUGUUUGACAUUUUGCUAAAUGGAAAUGAACAACUGAAUUAUUGUAAUAAUUUCUUAUUAACCUUCUUACAUUGUAAAGAGUUCUGGGAGGGUAGACAAGCGUGCGUGGUAGAGACUCAUCUGUGAGCAAAAACUUCUGUAUUCUGCAUGUUGAUUAUAAUAAAGACACGUUGGUUUCUCA